This is a messenger RNA of Zea mays, 1927 nucleotides long. RefSeq names its product IQ-domain 2. Gene Ontology annotation, molecular function: protein binding. NCBI's taxonomy places the organism in Eukaryota, Viridiplantae, Streptophyta, Magnoliopsida, Poales, Poaceae. The transcript has 8 exons. The coding region runs from base 332 to 1675 and encodes 447 amino acids. The record is from RefSeq and is a predicted model, not a curated record.
AAGUACAGUCCAAAACAGUGGUGGAGCUCAAUCAAUCCAAAGUGCGGGCGAAACCGAAAGCGAGAGGGGGGAGACUGGGAGAGAGAGGGACGAGCGGCGCGGUCUGCUGGUCCGUCGGCGGCGACCGCGACGCCUCGCUGCAGCGGCCGACGCAUCCGCCGCGGGCGUGGAGCUCGCCCUCUCCUGGCUCGCAGGAGCUCGCGAGUUGUUUCGGGUGCGAGUUGCUUCUUAGUGCUAGCUGUCGAAGGCAACGAGGAAAAGACUGCCAUGGGGAUUUCAGCUAAGUGGAUCAAAUCACUUGUUGGGAUAAAAAAGCACGAAAAAGGGCGAAAUGCUGAAUGCAGCGAUGCGCAUGGACUCUGCAACCACUUCUAUUGUUGGCGUGUCUUUGUCAUUUGAUACCCAUCAAGGGUUAUUGGCGCACUAUUCAGUCCUAGUUAUGAGCAGUGUCACAUUUGGCCAAAGGAGCUCUGCUGUCCAGUUGCUACGCAAACGGGAACAUUCUGUUGAUACAGAAAGUGUUCCUGCGGCUGAAGAACUCAGAGUACAGGCCGAACCAUUGGCAGGUGACACAAAUACAGAAACAAUAUCAAAUUCUGCCUCCUCACCGAGCACAUCUCUUCAAGCUUCUCAGACCGAACUUGGUACAAAGGAGCAUCAGGCUGCUGUAGUUAUCCAAUCUGCCUUUCGAGCAUUCUUGGCUAGGCGGGCCUUGCGGGCGUUAAAAGGACUAGUUAGACUCCAGGCACUUGUUCGGGGUCAUGCUGUAAGAAAACAAGCAGCAGAAACACUUCAGUGCAUGCAAGCGCUAGUAAGAGCUCAAGCUCGUGUCAGAGCGAGACGAGUCCGUGUUUCUUUGGAAAGCCAAGGGACUCAAAAGAAACCUCCUGAAGAAAAUGUUCAUGAGGAUCAUGUUCGAGAUAUUGAGGAAGACUGGUGUGGCAGUAUAGGCUCGGUAGAAGAAAUGAAAGCUAAGACAUUAAAAAGGCAAGAGGCUGCUGCUAAGCGGGAAAGGGCGAUGGCAUAUGCUUUAACCCAUCAGUGGCAGGCAAGUUCAAGGAAACAGAAAGCAGCAAGCCUCCAAGGCCAAGGACUCGCCGGGGACGAGAACCAGUGGGGACGAAACUGGCUCGAGAGGUGGAUGGCCGCGCGCCCGUGGGAGAACAGGUUACUUGACAGCAACGCCAGGGACAGUGUCACUGCCGGCGACGACGACGACAAACCAGCGGAGGAAGGCAAGGCAAAAGCUCCGGACCUGAGCAAACCAAAAGGAAAAGCUCCCGUUUUGGCCUCUCAGUCUAACGGGUCGCGGCAGGAGAAAGCUGCAGACCACGAGAAGUCGCAUUCUGAUGUCAGCGGCUGUGGCUCUUCGUCGGGGCGGUCUGCGGACGUGCAGCCAACGGUUUCUCUAGAGUCGUCCAAGGUGGAAGUGAAGGUGAAGGCACCGCAGGAGGUCGCAGAUGAAGCGAGCUCUGGACCGUCGAAUCCGGCUUCCCGGUCCGCAAGCAAUCCGAAAGAAAGGCCGGCGCGAACCGAUGCGCCAGCGAGGAAGCGGUUAUCGCUUCCUAACAACGACAUCAGCAGUUGGGGCUUGGAAAAAGCAAUUGAUCCUCGUCACUUGUGGUGCAGCAACAGCAGCCAGUCGGGGAGUAGGGAAGCGCCCUACCAACAGUAGUCGGAGUCGGACGAACGUGGCCUCGAGACCGAAGAAUGGCAGAGGCGCCUCCAGCCCAGGCCUCGAGUAGUGUCGUAGGGUGGUUGUGUUGUGCUGGUGUACAUUGUUUACGUUGCUGUGUAUUCUACCAUUGUGUUAUGUAUUUUUUGUGCGUGUGUGUGUCUGUGUUCUGUUCAAAUUGCGUCCUUUCGAACUGCUCAGUCUGUGGACGUUUGGAAAAGCAUGUUUCUGGAUUCUGUGAUUCGGUCUUCA